CGAAUGACCGUUAUGUUUACAAACAAGUGACGACUGGCGUGACGCCGAAUACACUUACCGCUGAUAAAUUACUUUCUUUCUUUGUCAAUUUGAAUUUCGGAGCACCCUUAGAAUAUACAGUAUACCACAAUUAACUUCUCGCGAGGGCGGUCUCUGCCGUAGGUCACAUGUCUCAAAGUCAAGCAUCCACCUUUUGUUAGAAUCCGUCGGAAGCGAAUAUGAUGGCAUUCUCAAAGACAUAAACGAAAGUAUAAACGUUACUAAUAUGGGGUUAGAGGGCAAAUUUCAAGAUUCUUGUAAUGGCCGCGCCCACACUGGUGGCAGCGAUGUUACCGAGAGUGUAACGGAGGUGUCACGCGCUGGGAAGGAGCUUGUGCCAGCGCAGCAUCGUAUAGAGAGCUCCGCGGACUAUCGCUGUGAGGAGAAGUUACCGUCGUUCCUCGUACCGAAACUUAAGGUGCCAAGCCAGGGAGAACACGUGCGCUGCAAGGACGUGAAAACGUUUUAUUACACGUCCCCAACAUCGAAAGGAAUGGCAAAUCAAGAUCAGGCUCCUGAAUUCAAGCUGAACAGUUGCUCUGACAAAUUUGCAGACAAGACAAAGGAUGUAUUUGGCUAUCUGUCUGUUCUGGAGGUGAAACAUGAGGCACAUCAGAAGGCUCAUCAGACAUCUUAUGAGAAUCUUCUGAAGAAAGAUCCCAAUGAAGAAGAUACAAGGACAAUAGAGAAAACUGCUCAAUAUAAACAUUGUGGAGAGAAGUGUGAUGUACGCAUUAACAAACCAUACAACCACUCACAAAUCAGAGGUUAUGGCAGACCUCGGCAUUCCCAGCAUCAAAACAGAGAUUUUAGAUGUCCUCCCAAAAAAUUAUCAUGUCACAGUGGUCACAGACGUGGUACUCCAGAUUACAAAGUUCACCCAGAGCGAUGGACUCCCUACUCUUUGGAUGAUGUGUCCAACACUGAUAUGUCUGAUUCCUCCAACACACAAGCAGCAUUCAAGUUUUUAGAUGAGAGGAAAAAAAUGAGAGAACUUGAAGCACAUUCUGAAGAAGCUUCACCUGCCAACCUGGAAGAGACUGCCUGCUCCAGGAUGGCAAUAAAAUUUGUGAAGCGCCAGGACAGGAAGGGGCAGAGGAUUGAGACACAGGGUAGCACAAGCAGACAGAAGGAGGUGGUGGUGCUGCCUGUUGUGGAGGAGAUUGAAAAUGAAGAUGAGGUUGCUGAAUGUAGUGAAAAAAUCAAGGAUGAUAAAGUUUCAUUCAAGAGGAAGAAAGGAAAUAAGAAAAAUAUCCGUUCACGUCCAGGUGAAGAGGAAGUCAAAUAUGAUCAAGAAGGAUGAUAUGUAAAAUUCAUCAAACAUAAUGAUUAUUUAUGAUUCAGUUGUGAGAAUAUUGCUAAUAUGCAAUCAUUCUCAUUCUAACUGAAAUGACCAGUCUAUAUAAAGAUAUGUUUUGUGCACACACGGAGUGUAUUUGUGGAUGAAAUAUGAGCUGUUUCUCAUCCGUUCCUGUACACAGAUAAUUUAGAGAAUACCGAUACGUAAAGGAAGGUUUCAUUCACUCAAUCAAUAAAUCAAUCAAUAAAUUAGUUGUUAUCAUAACUGCAAAUGGGGUGGUGGGGGUAGCCUAGUGGUUGCUCGUCACACCGAAGGCCCAGGUUCGAUUUCCCACAUGGGUACAAUGUGUGAAGCCCGCCGUGAUAUUGCUGGAAUAUUGCUAAAAGCGGCAUAAAACAAUACUCACUCACCCACUCACUCACUCACAACUGCAAACAAUUAAAGACGGUGGUGGUUUAACAUAAUUAUCAGUUCCAAUUUUGUUUAUUAGUCAGCCUUGCUUAGUCAGUGAAUAUAUUAAGAUACAUACCAUGCAACACUAAAUUUUUUUAACAGGUCACAUCAACUUCAAGUAGCUGCUGCCACAACAGUUAAGGUAAAGAUAGGGGUGUUUAGUUAGUAUACCCGUUUUGCCCAACUCCUGAAAGUAAAGUGCCAUAUUGUACAAUAGUUAUAUGUCUCAACAAGUCACCUACUUUUAGUGUAAAACUCUCAUCCUGGCAGGUGACUUUGAGAGCAACCCAGCUCCACCUAGGCUGGGCCAAGACAGACCCCCAAGGCAGUGUAAGUUGACAUAUACUGGAGAAAUACAGGUAGAUCAACCAGAAGAUGCAGUGGGUACAGAAACAGAUGUUAACAGAACACCUUUGAAAGCAAAUAGCAGAACUAAAUAAGAAUAUAACAGUGUUGCAAGGAUAAUUGACUUAACUAUUGGUGAAUGUUGAUUGAUGACCGAUUGACCUAAAGAAAUAAAAAUACAACAUCCAAAGUGAAAUCAGAAAAUGAAAUCCUGAUACUUUGUGUUGAUGAACAAGCAAAAUACAUAUCGGAUAUUCAAGACGCUGUGGAUAAACAAGUACUCAAGGAGAAAAGGGGAAAGUCGAUCUCAGUGCCAAGAUAAGUUAAGAACUUUUAUAAGUAGAGAGCUGGAGAUAGAGAGUGACUGAAUCUACUGAGCGUUGACUCCAGUGACAUUAAAGUUAACGAAAUGUACCUUGGAAAGUGAAAGAAGUGUCGUAAAAGAUCUCAAAUUCUUAAUUUAAUACUGUAUUGAA
Messenger RNA from Haliotis rufescens (red abalone), 2613 nucleotides. Its product is annotated as protein TSSC4-like. The record is from RefSeq and is a predicted model, not a curated record. The transcript is spliced from 2 exons. The coding region runs from base 266 to 1342 and encodes 358 amino acids. NCBI's taxonomy places the organism in Eukaryota, Metazoa, Mollusca, Gastropoda, Lepetellida, Haliotidae.